UAUUACUACUUGUUCUGUUACAGAAUGUGCGCACUUGCUUUUGGCCCACAAUGCUCCAGUAAAGGUGAAAAAUGCUCAGGGAUGGAGUCCUCUUGCAGAAGCCAUCAGCUAUGGAGACAGACAAAUGAUUACAGCACUCCUAAGGAAGCUGAAACAGCAGUCCAGGGAAAGUGUUGAAGAAAAGCGACCUCGAUUAUUAAAAGCCCUGAAAGAGCUAGGUGACUUCUAUCUUGAACUUCACUGGGAUUUUCAAAGUUGGGUGCCUUUACUUUCCCGAAUUCUGCCUUCCGAUGCGUGUAAAAUAUACAAACAAGGUAUAAAUAUCAGGCUUGACACAACUCUCAUAGACUUUACUGACAUGAAGUGCCAACGAGGGGAUUUAAGCUUCAUUUUCAAUGGUGAUGCAGCACCCUCUGAAUCUUUUGUAGUUUUAGACAAUGAACAAAAAGUUUAUCAGCGAAUACAUCAUGAGGAAUCUGAGAUGGAAACGGAGGAAGAAGUUGACAUUUUAAUGAGCAGUGAUAUUUAUUCAGCAACAUUAUCAACCAAAUCAAUUACCUUCACGCGUGCCCAAACAGGAUGGCUUUUCAGAGAAGACAAAACAGAAAGAGUAGGAAACUUCUUGGCAGACUUCUACUUGGUCAAUGGACUUGUUUUAGAAUCUAGGAAAAGAAGAGAACAUCUCAGUGAGGAAGAUAUUCUUCGAAAUAAGGCCAUCAUGGAAAGCCUGAGUAAAGGUGGUAACUUGAUGGAACAAAAUUUUGAGCCUGUCAGACGACAGUCCCUUACUCCACCUCCACCCAACACAAUUAUGUGGGAAGAAUACAUAUCUGCUGAAAAUGGAAAAGCUCCUCACCUGGGUAGAGAGCUGGUCUGCAAAGAAAGCAAGAAAACAUUUAAAGCCACAAUAGCCAUGAGCCAGGAAUUUCCCUUGGGAAUUGAAUCAUUAUUGAAUGUUUUAGAAGUAAUUGCACCCUUCAAGCACUUUAACAAACUUAGAGAAUUUGUUCAGAUGAAGCUUCCACCAGGCUUUCCUGUAAAGCUAGACAUACCUGUGUUUCCCACCAUCACGGCCACUGUGACGUUUCAGGAAUUUCGCUAUGAUGAGUUUGACGAAUCCAUCUUCACUAUUCCUGAUGACUAUAAGGAGGACCCCAGCCGUUUUCCUGAUCUCUAAUUUAACUGGAAAGUUAAUAACAAUACCAGCGUACCACAGUGAAAGCAAAUGGAUGCAAAUAGCCCACAGAUAUAGUUAUAGAAGUGGGUCAAAAUGGAAGGGAUAAACUUUUUUUAAAUGAUCCAGAAGAAAAGGGAACACACACAUGACUGAUGUACUGAAAUUCACUAUAAUGGGCAUCUAAUCUAGUAUCUGAAUUACAGCAAAUCUCCUGAUGUGUCAUUUACACUUUUAUACAUACAGUGCUGCGAGCGAGAUAGUUUGACACCUCAGUGACUCUAAGGAUACUUUAACAGCUGUGAGGACUGUCAUUUGUUUAUAAAUUUUUUACAUUUGUUCUUGGUGAUACAAAAAGUACUCUUGGACCAUUAGCGCAAAAACUGAAAUGUCUUAGCUGGAUAUUAGCCCUUUAAACAUCCCACCUUACACAAGGUGACCUUAUAAUAUUCUUUCAAGCUGUUUUCAUAAAUUGUAAACUAUGUAACAUUAUGUAUAGUUCAGUAAUUGAAUGUUAGUUAAACGUAUAUUAGAAGGAAUGCAUUUUCUGUAGAUGAAUGAACCAAAUGGUAACCAUUACACAAUUGCAUUUACACAUUGCAAUACACUUCAGAAAUAGCAUUCACUCUGCAGGGAAUAAGGUACCUCCUUUAGCACCUUAGUGCAAUCCAUUGUGGUGCUAUUCAUGUUUUUAUCUGAACUGUUAUUUUUUUCACUGCAAGUUUACUAAUUUUCCUUUCAAAGAAUUUACAAAUACUCUCUUCCCCCACCCCCCUCACCUCCCUGCUAGUUUAAAAAUCCUUGCUGUGUUCAUGAUAUGGUGUUGAUUAGCAUGCUUGGGGAUUCUUUAUCUACCUAGAAAUUGCAUCACUUGCAUUAUUUUCCUCUUGGUUAGGAGACUUGCCCCAUAAUCGCUGCACAUCAACCAGGCUCUUUUAUAUUGAUGUGGAGCAGCACACUGGAACAUAUUGGCUGCAUCAAGACACAAUCUCAGACAUUAGAGAGGUUAAGUGAAAUAAAACUUAUAUCUUGAAAACCUAGUGUAAUUGUAGGGCACAUUUAAUAGGACUCACAAUGGAAAAAUGUGCACUUUUCCAAUACUUAGGGUGUAACUUCAGUUUCUUCCUCUUGCCAUAUAAUGGAGUAUGUUUAUUUCUUAAAAUAGGCUUUAAAAUCAGGAAUUGUUUUGGCUUCUUUAACUUAUUCAUUCCACGGUCCUAAAUUUGAGGGUAAUCUAGUUUUGUUUUGCUAGAAAGAAUGUGUGAAGCUGGUUGUUAGUGCUAAUUGUUUGUAUGAGAUUUAGCUUCAAGUGCUGUGUGUCCAGAAAUGUAAAUUUUCAAAAUUGUUUUGUGCACCCCAGCUAAACUACUUUUUCUAGAAACCCAUACAGUAAAUGUUAAACUUGAAUAUCUAUAAUGAACCAUCAAUGCUUAGUAAAGGUAACCAAUCUUACUAAUCAGGUGGAUGAUGAAAUCAGACAGCUAAAUCAUGAUACAGUAAAAGCAGACUUGUCAGCCACAUUGGUUUUAUUGGGAAAUGGUUAAAGUAGAAUUUUUUCAAAGGGCGUUGGCCCAGUCUGUAUAAAAGGCUGCCCUUAAGUUACAGUAUCCACAGUUGAAGGAGUCCUAUCCCCUCACCCACAAUAGCAGUUGACUAAAUGGACUGACAGGAGGAAAUAAGGAUGGUUGCUCCAUUCCAGUAGUAUUUUAAACCUGUGAAAGGUUAACACUUGCCUAUCUACAUUGCAGAGUGGUGACUGAUACGCUAGAGAGAAAUUGAUCAGUUCUGAAUGACAAUAAAAAGCACUAGUGAAUUGUAAAAUUGUUGUAGUUAUUCCCAAAGUACAUAACCAAUCACAGAUGUUGAACAUUUAGUAGGAGUGAUGAGUUGUUCUUCCAGCUCAUUAUGAGUCCCUCAGGUUUGACAUCGAUUACAUGAAUUGGUACCUACCUUGCAUCCUCCUUUGGCAUCAGCUGAAAUCCUUAGCAAUAAGUGAGACAGAAUUAUGUGGACGGAGACAGAAUUAUCUUGUCUGCUCUGUAGGUCAAGGUUAAGCUUCCGUAGGGCCCAUUGUAGGAACUUACAAUGCUACCCUAGCUAUAACUGUUCUAAGGAUAAAUGGUGAGAGUGCUGUCA
Trachemys scripta elegans is the source of this 3310-nucleotide messenger RNA. RefSeq names its product ankyrin repeat domain 13C (gene ANKRD13C). Lineage: Eukaryota; Metazoa; Chordata; Testudines; Emydidae. Gene Ontology annotation, cellular component: cytoplasm. The coding region runs from base 125 to 1177 and encodes 350 amino acids. The record is from RefSeq and is a predicted model, not a curated record. The transcript has 11 exons.